AUGCAGCAGCUGAAGAGAGUGUAUACCACUUCUACAGCAGGUGCUGAGGGAUCAAAGACACUAAUUAGAGGUAACUGUGAGAUGGCUGGUAAAGUUUUAAAUGCCUUAUUUGAUUCAGGAGCAAGACAUUCGUUUAUUGCAUUUGAGAAGGCUGAUGAGUUAGGGUUGAAAAUAGUGGUAUUGGGGUAUGAUUUAAAGGUGUAUAAUGCUACCCAUGAAGCUAUGGUGACUAGGUUAGGAUGUCCACAAGUUCCGUUUCAAGUACAACAACGUGAAUUCGUGCAUGAUAUGAUUUGUCUGCCGAUGACUGGUCUUGAUCUCAUUUUGGGACUAGAUUGGUUGUCCAAGGAUCAUGUCCUGCUUGAUUGUUCUGCGAAAUCAGUGUGUUUUAUGCUGGAGGAUACGAACGGGCCGGUUGUAGCGAAUAUCUAUUAUUUGAAUUCUAUGAUAGUGAAUUGUUUUGGAAUUGAAUGCUAG
Arachis ipaensis is the source of this 477-nucleotide messenger RNA. RefSeq lists its product as uncharacterized. The record is from RefSeq and is a predicted model, not a curated record. NCBI's taxonomy places the organism in Eukaryota, Viridiplantae, Streptophyta, Magnoliopsida, Fabales, Fabaceae.